ACUGCUGACGUGGCCGCUGAUGUUACCGGGGCGACGGAGCCAUCUUGAGCGGGAGCAGCGGCGACGGAGACCGACAUACUGGGGAGGUGAGAGACAGACACGGACAUCGACAGCCUGGGGAGAAAAUUGUGAUUGAAGAAAAAAAAUGAUGGAGGAAAGUGGGAUUGAAACGACUCCCCCCAGUACCCCACCACCUAGCACUGCAGUGACUGCAAGCAGUCCCCCUGCCCCUACAGUUCUACCCAGUCCUUUAUCUAAUCCUAUCACCAGCUCUAUCUCUUCAUUACCUCCCUCAACCUUUUCCACGCCACCACCUCCUCGAACCCACGUGCCUCCUGCUGGGUCCUCCACACCCCUGACAAUGGGAUCUUCUGCUGUCGCUUCCACCAUACAUCCAGCUGUUGCUCAUUCUGGGACUGCCGCUUAUAGCAGUCCCAUAAACUUUUCUCCUUCAGCACCUCCUGUGGGUUCUCCUGCUGGUCCUGUCUUUUCUGUACCUCCCGUAGGUCCACCAAUCACUGGUUUCUCCAUGACUGCCAAUUACGACAUCACCCGAGGUCACGCUGGUCGAACCCCUCAAACCCCACUGAUGCCAACAUUUUCUUCAUCUGUUGCAGGAGUUGCGCCAAACACAAUGCCUCAGACCUCUGCUCCAAUUGGAGGUGGCUCUUCCAUUACUUUCCCAGAGGAGACUGAAGAUCCCAGGAUGUCUGCGCAUUAUGAUCAAAGUGCUUCUGGUGGAGGACUGUGGGGCUUCUUUAAGGGUGUGGCAGGAAACCCAGUCGUGAAAUCAGUUUUGGAUAAAACAAAGCAUUCUGUGGAGUCCAUGAUCACCACCCUGGAUCCAGGCAUGGCUCCCUAUAUCAAAUCAGGUGGUGAUCUGGAUGUUUUGGUAACUUCCAACAAGGAAGUCAAAGUGGCAGCUGUUCGGGAUGCAUUCCAGGAAAUGUUUGGAUUGGCCACUGUUACUGGGGAGGCUGGCCAAUCAAACAUUGCCCCACAACCUGUUGGUUAUGCAGCAGGAUUAAAGGGAGCCCAAGAGAGGAUAGAUAGUCUGAGGAGGUCAGGAGUGAUUCAUGAGAAACAGGUGACUGUUUCCAUUGAGAGCUUCAUUGCCGAAUUGCUCCCAGACAGGUGGUUUGACAUUGGUUGUUUGAUUCUUGAAGAUCCAGUUCAUGGUAUUCAUUUGGAAAAUUUCACACAAGCAACGCCAGUGCCUUUAGAAUAUGUGCAACAGGCACAGAACCUCACGCCACCUGACUACAAUUUGAGAUGGUCUGGCCUGAUGGUGACUGUCGGUGAAGUGUUGGAAAGGAGUUUACCCCAAGUCAACCGGACUGAUUGGCACAUCGUGUUUACAGGCAUGUCUCGAAGGCAGAUGAUCUACAGUGCGGCCAAAUCAUUAGCAGGAAUGUACAAACAGCAACUGCCAUCAAAGUCCAUUUAACAAGUAAAACUGUGGCCUUCUAUUCAGUGGGGAUUUUUUUUUUUUAAAAGGUGCUUCACUGCGCUCAAGAACGGUUUGACUUUUUGUAUUUUUAUACUCAAACAAAAUUCAUCAAAACUCAGUUGCUGAAUCAAAACAUAUCUUGCAGCUGCCUCCAUGCCAGAACAGGAAUUGGUUAAUUGGAGCUUUCCAGAAACUGAAGAUCCAGUGUAAGGGGAUGUUUGAAAUAUGCAGCGUUUUGCAUAUAAUAACAUUAUAUUGAAAUAAUUUUGCAAUACUUUCGGUGUUGAAAUAUGACACCCAAGGAAGUAAAACGCUAAGAGUUGCUAAUAUUUAACUGAUAUUUUCAACCUCUUCAGGUAAUCAUCAUAAAAAAAAUUCCAAGUAAUGGUUAAUGUGCAGGCUAUUCAAGUGCCAAAUUUUUCUCUUGCUGUUCCCUACCUCUACCCUUCUAAUUAAGGCUUAGAGGCUUGCAAUACAAAAUGAUGGAUACAUGAUUUACAAAAUACAACUUGUUAACCCACUUUUUUUUAAAAAAGCAAAGGUUUAGCAAAUGAAUAGUCAAGUUAAUUUGGAACAAGGUACAAUGAAAGACAGCACAAACUGUCCAAUACUAAUCUUGGAAAAUCUGUCUAACUAGAUCAUCUCACUGCCAAGUGAAGCUAUUGCUGGGCUUGUUUGGAUUAUUUUUUACACUAUUUUGUCAUGUUUCUAAGGGAAUAAAACUGAAAUAUCACAAUUGA
Molecule: messenger RNA, 2190 nt
Organism: Rhincodon typus (whale shark)
Lineage: Eukaryota; Metazoa; Chordata; Chondrichthyes; Orectolobiformes; Rhincodontidae
Gene: prrc1
Product: proline-rich coiled-coil 1
Exons: 9
Coding region: 146-1447 (433 amino acids)
Biological process (GO): activation of protein kinase A activity
Cellular component (GO): cytoplasm
Molecular function (GO): protein kinase A regulatory subunit binding
Source: RefSeq, a predicted model, not a curated record